Molecule: messenger RNA, 558 nt
Organism: Cladophialophora immunda
Lineage: Eukaryota; Fungi; Ascomycota; Eurotiomycetes; Chaetothyriales; Herpotrichiellaceae
Exons: 1
Coding region: 1-558 (185 amino acids)
Source: RefSeq, a predicted model, not a curated record
AUGUUCCAUCUGGUGGGUUCUGAUCCCCGCCGGUCCUACAUGGUCACUCUCCUCCAGCCGGCGAACCUAGACCAGUUCAUCCACAUCACCGACACCAUCAUGCAUACCCCAGCCUUUGGCCCCCGGUCUCAGACCGCGCUACAGUAUUCGUUGCGUUACUCAGCAAUAUCGCUCAACAAAUCCUCUCAAGCCAUGUUGUCGGCCCUUCUAUGGGCACGCCAUGUCGCCAUCACGUGGGAUCAGGUAGAUCUCGAGAGCGGCGCCAGUUCUCUUCAGCAUUUACGGACUGCCAGUGUCAGCAGCGUCGAGGAGGCUCUCGCAGUGGCCAUGUUCGGGCAGACACUGACUGCCAAUGACACCAUCACGACGGGUCGAGGCUCGUCAUUGAUCUUACGACACAGCCUGACCUUGCUCAAGCCUCGGUAUCCGGCUCUGGUUUCGAAUCCAUUUACCGAGACCAUCACGACGGCGCCUAUCCGAUCGGCCGAACGGAAUAUUCCUACGAAUCCUCAACCCAGACCCUGCGUGACCUGUCCUACCACGAAUUCCAGGGAAUAA